Lactuca sativa (garden lettuce) is the source of this 636-nucleotide messenger RNA. RefSeq names its product GDT1-like protein 4. The record is from RefSeq and is a predicted model, not a curated record. Gene Ontology annotation, cellular component: Golgi apparatus. Gene Ontology annotation, biological process: Golgi calcium ion homeostasis; Golgi calcium ion transport; manganese ion transmembrane transport. Gene Ontology annotation, molecular function: calcium ion transmembrane transporter activity; manganese ion transmembrane transporter activity. Lineage: Eukaryota; Viridiplantae; Streptophyta; Magnoliopsida; Asterales; Asteraceae.
AUGUGGGUGAUAAAAACGCAAUCAUUGGAGCCAGAAGAUAUCUCUCCUCCACCAGAUGAAGAUUGUCGAAGAGCUGAAGGGGGGACCAAUUUCUAUAAAGCAGUGCUCUAUAUGUUCCUUUUUCUGGUUAUCCAACAGGUAUUGCAGAAAAGUGGGGUUAUUCUUGAUUCACCAGAGGAGCAAAAGAAGAAGGUUGUUGUGGAAAGAAUUAAAAACAAUGUCAUAGGUGACAAGAUUGAUCCAAAAGCUGUACUAAAUUUGGAUCCUGGUCUUGGUGUUUUGGAUGCAUUUUUUGCCAGUUUGUCAAUGAUUCUUGUCAGUGAGAUUGGAGAUGAAACUUUUAUUAUAGCAGCUUUUAUGGCAAUGCAUCAUCCAAAGUCAAUUGUUCUAUCAGGUGCACUCAGUGCUUUGUUUGUAAUGACUAUACUUUCUACAGGGCUUGGUAGGAUUGUUCCAAAUCUAAUAUCAAGGAAACACACAAACAGUGUUGCUACAGUUCUUUAUGCCUUCUUUGGGUUGUGUUUGCUCUAUAUUGCUUGGAGAUCAGAUUCAAAAGCAUCUCAAAAAAAGGAGAUGGAGCAAGUAGAAGAGAAAUUAGAGUCUGGACAAGUCAAAACAGCUGCACGCAGAAAUUAG